AUGCUAAUACCAUACAGCACCCUGACGCAUCACGACCAUGUGGUCUGCGUUGUUGGUGUCGGCUAUGUCGGCGAGCACCUUCUCAGGUCCUUUGGUACUUGCUACCAGUCCAUUGGCUUCGACAUCUCUGUUCAGCGUCUUGCACAACUGCAGCCCAUCUUUGGUCACAUGCCCAAUGUCACCCUCACCAACGAUGAGUCCCUCUUGGACAGAGCUACUGCCUACCUCAUCUCGGUUCCCACUCUUCUCAAGGCUGACAACACCGUCGACCUGAGCCAUUUAAUCAGCGCCCUGGCCAUGGUAUUGAAGCACGUUCAGCCUGGUAACACUAUUGUCAUUGAGAGCAGUGUUCAGGUUGGCACCACCCGCCAGAUCCUUGGUCCUUACCAGAACAUUCUUCAUUGUGGCAUGUCACCUGAACGUGUUGACCCUGGUCGCACCUUCCCUACUGCCCAGCAGAUCCCCAAGAUCAUCUCCGCACUCACCCCUGCAUCGAACUCAGUCAUCCACAAGUUGUACGCUCGUGUCUUUGAGCAGGUAGUCCCUGUCAGCAAGCCCGAGGUUGCUGAGAUGACCAAGCUGUUCGAGAACUGCUACCGCAUGGUCAACAUUGCCUACGUCAAUGAGAUGUCCGAUGCAGCACGCGCUCACGGCAUCGAUCCCAACGAGAUGAUCGAUGCCGCUGCAACAAAGCCCUACGGCUACCAGGCUUUCCGUCCCGGUCUUGGUGUUGGAGGUCACUGCAUUCCUGUCAACCCUUUCUACCUCUUCUCGAACAACCCCAACCUGCCCGUCCUCAAGCGUGCCACAAAGCUCAUGCGCAACCGUCCUGCUGCUUUGGCAAAGAAGCUUCACCGUCGCUGCGCAGCCCGUGCUACCUGCCCUACUGGCCCUCGUAUCCUUGUCGUUGGUAUUGGCUUCAAGCCUGGCCAGAGUGUUCUUAGCUACUCUCCUGGUCUUGCUUUCGCAACCGAGUUGCAACGUCUGGGUUGCUCGCGUCUCGUUUUCCACGACCCUCUUGUCGAGCAAGCUCAGGUUCCAUGGCUUGAGAAGCUCGACCAUGCUGGCUUCCACCCCAGCCGCUUGGACCUCGAAUUCGAUGCCGUGGCCGUUUGCACAAGACAGCAUGGCGUUGACUUCAGCGUACUUGACAAGCUACGACACUGCAGAGUCAAGACCUUUGACGCUGCAUAG
Molecule: messenger RNA, 1194 nt
Organism: Aureobasidium melanogenum CBS 110374
Lineage: Eukaryota; Fungi; Ascomycota; Dothideomycetes; Dothideales; Saccotheciaceae
Product: UDP-N-acetyl-D-mannosamine 6-dehydrogenase
Exons: 1
Coding region: 1-1194 (397 amino acids)
Biological process (GO): polysaccharide biosynthetic process
Molecular function (GO): oxidoreductase activity, acting on the CH-OH group of donors, NAD or NADP as acceptor; NAD binding; oxidoreductase activity, acting on the CH-CH group of donors, NAD or NADP as acceptor
Source: RefSeq, a predicted model, not a curated record